Molecule: messenger RNA, 4994 nt
Organism: Tachysurus fulvidraco (yellow catfish)
Lineage: Eukaryota; Metazoa; Chordata; Actinopteri; Siluriformes; Bagridae
Gene: ehd4
Product: EH-domain containing 4
Exons: 6
Coding region: 424-2064 (546 amino acids)
Biological process (GO): endosomal transport; endocytosis
Cellular component (GO): cytoplasm; plasma membrane
Molecular function (GO): calcium ion binding; GTP binding; protein binding
Source: RefSeq, a predicted model, not a curated record
CCUCAUAUGGGUGACACUGGGGGUGUGAUUGUAAUAUACAGUCAUUUAAAUGUUGUAUUGGUGUAAGGAUCAUGGACUUCGGAUCUCCUUAGUAUCACAUGUAUGUUAGCAUGAAAUGUCUUUAUGUGGGUAAACUUUUGUAUUAGACUGCAUACACCACAGUAAUCUGUAGUUUUGGACGUGGCACAAAUUCAGCAAGUAUUUAGUGAGUAAUGGUGAAUAAACACGCCCCCUGUGGGCGGAGCAUGAGGCGUUCAGGUGACGGGAGAGAGAGAGAGAGAGAGAGAGAGAGAGAGAGAGUUUGCCGCUAACGGUUUUUCCAGCUGACAGCGACACAGAGGAAACAUUUUAUCCUCCUUGUUACGGAAAAGCGAAGUGUAGUUGCACAAUACUGGUUGGGAGGGAAACAAACAGAUCAGCAUUAUGUUCAGCUGGGUGAACAAGGAACAGGGUGGAAGAAACAAGGACGGCGACAUGUUUCAAACGGUGACCGAAGGACUUCAGAGUCUCUAUACUAAAAAAUUACUGCCUUUAGAAGAUGCUUACCUUUUCCAUGACUUCCACUCACCUGCCCUGGAAGAAGCGGAUUUUCAGAGCAAACCAAUGGUCCUAUUGGUGGGUCAAUACUCCACAGGAAAGACCACUUUCAUAAGGUAUUUGCUGGAGCAGGAUUUUCCUGGUAUGCGGAUCGGGCCUGAGCCGACGACAGACGGCUUCAUUGCUGUGAUGUAUGGGGAGAACGAGGGAGUUGUACCUGGAAAUGCACUGGUGGUGGACCCCAGGAAACCCUUCCGGAAACUGAAUGCUUUUGGAAACGCUUUUCUGAACAGGUUCAUCUGCUCUCAGGUCCCCAACCAAGUCUUGCAGAGCAUUAGCAUCAUUGACACACCGGGCAUCUUGUCUGGGGAAAAACAGCGUAUUAGCAGAGGCUACGAUUUCUCUGAAGUUCUGCGAUGGUUUGGUGAGCGUGUGGAUCGCAUCAUCCUCCUCUUUGAUGCCCACAAGCUGGAUAUCUCUGACGAGUUCUCGGAGGCUAUCAAGGCCUUCCGUGGACAGGACGACAAGAUCCGCGUGGUUCUAAACAAGGCUGACCAGGUGGACACACAACAGCUGAUGCGUGUCUAUGGGGCUCUGAUGUGGUCUCUGGGCAAAGUUAUCAACACCCCAGAGGUGGUGAGGGUGUACUUGGGGUCCUUCUGGGCCAAGCCCCUACAGAACACGGAGAACCGCCGACUCUUUGAAGCUGAAGCACAGGACCUCUUCCGGGACAUCCAGGGCCUGCCACGGAAUGCUGCCCUGCGCAAGCUCAAUGACCUCAUCAAAAGAGCCAGGCUUGCCAAGGUGCAUGCUUAUAUCAUCAGCUAUUUGAAAAAGGAGAUGCCUUCUCUGUUUGGAAAAGAAAAGAAGAAGGAAGAGUUGAUUGCACACUUACCCGAGAUCUAUCAAAUGCUGCAAAGAGAGCACCACAUCUCACCUGGAGAUUUCCCCAAUGUCAACAAGAUGCAGGAACAACUUGUGCACUAUGAUUUCAGCAAGUUCCCUUCCCUGAAAAUGAAGCUGAUUGAAUCAGUGGACAAGAUGCUAAGCAACAAGAUUGCACAGCUGAUGAACAUGAUCCGGGAGGAGGAAGGCAAGCAUCCAGUUCAGAUGGUGAUGGGCGGGGCCUUCCAAGGCUCUGAGGAUGGACCAUUCGGACAUGGCUACGGCGAGGGCAUUAGUGCUGGAGCGGAUACCGAAGACUGGAUUGUAAGUCGUGACAAGCCACAGUACGAUGAGAUCUUCUACACUCUGAUGCCCAUGAAUGGCAAAGUGACCGGUGUCAAUGCCAAGAAGGAGAUGAUGGGCUCACGCCUGCCCAACACUGUGCUCGGAAAGAUCUGGAAGCUGGCCGAUUGUGACAAAGAUGGCAUGCUGGACGAUGAGGAGUUUGCCCUGGCUCAGUAUCUCAUAAAGGUCAAACUGGAGGGCUAUGAACUGCCUUCAGAGUUACCACCCCACCUGGUGCCCCCUGGCCACAGGAAAAACCCCACUGCAGACAUCUUGUACAACCACCAGGACGACUAAGACCCUGAAUUGACCAGAGCAAAAACAUAACUACUCCUAUAUAAACAUUACUCGACAAAUUACAGUCUCAAAGAGGAUUCAACCAAAUGCUAAUUCGGAUAACAAUAAAUUUUACAGCAAAUUUGACUUUAUAAUGAUUGCGCUGUUAAGACAGAUAAGUACAUAGUUUAAUGUUAUUCUUAACAUGAGUACCACCUGACCACAUCACACAAGGUAUUGACUUUUUAAAAGGAUGAUCUUAGACUUUGGUAGAGAGCAGUCUGCUUUUGACAAUACACACCCUACACAUACAGUUCACACAGAGACCAACAACAAUCUUACAGAUUAAAUAUUACAAUUCUUAAGUGACGUACCAAAGCUGCAGCAGAAGUAAACCAUCCAGCAAACCAAAAAAGCCGUGUAUGUGGGAUACCGUAUUUACGUACAUUACAUGCACACACAAUAAUGUCAAAGGUAUUUGGACACGUUCAUCACACUCCUAUGUGGGUCUUCCCCAUAAUUUUGACUUGAAGUUGAAAUAAUACAAAUGUAUAGGAUCAGAAUGCUGUAGCAUUUAUUGGUCUUAACAUUUAAAUUUUCCAACACUUGAACUUAGAGCCCAAACCUAUUCUCACAUAAGGUCUGUAAAGACAUGGUGGAAGAAUUGAGUGGUCUGCACUGAGCCUUGGCUUCAACCCUACUGAACAUGUUCGGGAUUAAAUGGAAAACUAAAUUCAUGAGGCACCUUCCAGCUGGAAAUCAGUGUGUAACCUCCUGUAAGGGAUGUGAUAGCCCAGUGGUUAAUGUGUUGGACUACAGCUCUGAAGUUUGUGAGUUGAGUUUAACCCUCAAUUGCUCAUUUGUAACAAAUGAGAUAAAAACAAAUGUAAGUUGUUCUGGAUAAGGGUGUCUGACUAAUUCUGUAAUUGUACUCUUGCGGCUGAAUGGGUACAAAUCCCAACAUUCACCGUCCAAAUUCUAAUAUGUCUUCUUAAAAUUCUCCUUAUUAAUGCCUAUUGUUUAGAAUAAGAUGUUUAAUAGUGAGGUGUCAACAUACAUAUGGCUAUAUAGUGUAUUUCUAUUGAUGGUGCCAAGUCAUCAAGUAUACAAGAGUUAAAGUGAUGGUUUAUUGAUAGAUAUCGUGUUAUAGAGCCAUAUAUGUAUCGGCAGAUCUAGCACAUAGUCUAGGUAAUAUGAAAUAUCAUUUGAAUCUUAAUGGCAAACCGUUUGUUAUAUAUUACAAUUAGACACCGGCCUUUAAUUCAGCAAAGCUGCGUAGAAAUGUGUAAAGUGAGAAGAACGGACAAAUCUGCAUCCGUAUCCGUCAAUAAUCCUUUAUGUGGAUGUGAUGCAGUAAUGUGAGCAUAACUGAUGAGUCAGCUACUAAUCUCUUAUUUACAUCAUAUCCAUAUGAAAACCAAUUUUUAAUUAUAUACAUCUCAUUUACUUGCAAAAUGCCAUAUUUUUUGCUGUUACUGCAUUAUUUAUUUAUUUAUUUCACGUCUCAAAUUGAUCCGAGUUAACUGAAGUCAGAAAUAAAUGAAAGGAACGAUUCAAACACUGAAAAUUAGGCAACCAACAAAAAUAUCAGAAUAUCCAGGUUUACAUAUCUGCCCUACACUCCACAUCCCGAACAGAGCUUUCUUAAUCGUCAUGUUACGGAGAAGAAUGAGGAAUUUUACCGUACAUAACUUUGAUAAAUAAGGACCAAAGUAUUCAUUUUUUAUUAGUUCAUCUCAAGGUUUUAAUCAGUAGGCUUAAAUUCUGGAACCGUUGGUCAUUCUACACAUUAAUGUGUAUUUAUAUUAAUGUUUUUUACCAACAACGAUAAAAAACAUUCUUGUUAAAUUUUAAUGCUAAUCAUCAGUUGCUACUGGGGCAUCAGCUCAUGCUUGUUGGUUUAGGUGAAGGAAAAUAAAUUGUGCUGGAAAAUAAAUUUUGCUGAAAAAUAAAUUGUAUAAUGGAAAUUGAAUCACCUUUAAUGUAUAUAACGAUAAAAAUAUAUUCAUCUACACAUUAAAAAAGCAAACUGCACCGAACACAUUGUUUCUUGUUGAUGUUAGUGUAAUAUUUGGCCUCUUUACCGUAUCUCAGUGGGUCACGUUUGCUUCAAUGUCUCGUGAGAAAUAAGUGUGAUUUGUACAUUUAACAGGAUAAUUGUACAACGCUAACUGGUUCUUAUCUUAAUUUAAUGCAAGUCUGUAUCUGUUACACAGUUGUGUUGUUGUUAAAAUUCCCUCCAGUGUUACAUCACACCAGAUGCUCAGUGCGCAGUGCUAUAGAGUUACACCCGGCUUAGUCUGUAGCUCCAAAACAUUCUUAUUCACAGUAAUAGCUCAGCACAGCAGUGCCCAAUUGUACACGAAUACAUAUUGUAUUUUUACAGUAUUUUUCAAAUAAUUGUCUUUGACUGACUAGUUCUCUUUGCAGUCUGUGUGUAUGAAGAGAUGAGCUCUUUGAGGACACAGAAAAAAUUGUGUAUUCCAGCUGUUAACAUCACUGUCUUCGUGCUUCAUGUAUUUGUGAGUUUUUCAGUUUUAAGUGAACAGAUUCAGUCUGUAGUUAGAUGUUGUCGCAUAAAGAGAGUCUCGUGUAUUCGCUAACCCUUAAAAGUACAGCUGAUGCAGUUUAUUAUCACUAAAUGGAUAACUUUUGAUAAUCAGUCAUAAAUAUUUAGUUUGUAAUAAUGUGCCUAUGCAACCUGAUUAGUGUAUUGUGUAUUUCUCUACAAAUAUUGUAGAAAUACAGUAAUUAUACUUGUUUUUUAUUUUGUUUUUUAAUGAUUUUAACCAAAAAUUACUGUGAUUCUUUUAUGAGUGUUGUCUCUUUUUAAAUACUAUUCAUGUUAGUUUUUUCUUCCCAUACUGGCAUUUUAAUAUCGAGCACACCACUGAAUGUAAAGAAAUACCAUUUAUGUACUCCUUUUUGAAAUAAAAGAAUAUUUGGAUUAA